AUGAUAAAUUUGUUAUUUGUAUCUGUGUUGAUCAUAUUGGCGUUAUCAACAUGUCCAUUAAAUGAAAUUGAAGGAACAGAAUAUGUCUUGACUGGAAAUGAAGUGUGUGAAUAUACAGAGUCGGUUAUAAUUACAUCAAGUAAGUUACAAAUAAAAACUGGCUCGACUUUAAAAACAAAAAAAAUUUGGAACUUUACGUGUAAUGCGACUGGCAAUUCAAUUAUAAAUACCAAUCAAUUGGAAUUAAGUUCAUCAACAAUAGAUCUUGAAGAUACUUCAAUUAUAAAUACCAAUCAAUUGGAAUUAAGUUCAAAUUCAAAAAUUAAUCUUUCUGGAAAUUCCAUGCUAAAUUCUGUUGGGAAUGUCAUUUUUGUAACCUCUUUAUUUAAACUUUCUGAAAAUGCGCGCCUUUCAGUGAAAGGUAAUAUAUCUUUAAGUGGUGGUACAUCUCCAAAUAAACUUUCAGGAAAAUCAAGACUUUCUUGUCAUUCUUUGAAUUCUAAGACAGUUGGCAAUAGAACAAUCAAAGAUCUUCCACUCUUUUUUGUAUCGAAUACGGUUACAAUAACUGGGUUUAGUGGUUUUACACAUGAUUGUGAUUUCGACUUUUUGUUCACAAACAACACUCUUAAUGAGUCAUUAUACACAACCCCAUUCAAAGUACUUUUAGAAGGUCACCUAUUACGGUAUGGUGCUUCAGAUGAGAUAUAUUGUCAUGUGAACCACACUGAAGACACACCAUAUCCAUAUUACAUCGAAAAUUAUUGCCCACUCACUGAUGCAUACAUCACGCCAAUUGACACCUUUUAUCAAAUGAAAGUCAAAGUAGAUGCGCCUAAACAGAGUUUAAAUGUAAAAAGCACAGAAAACGAAGAAAAUGUGAUUGUAAUUGGAAACCAAAAAUACGAUUUGUCACUCACCGAAUUUAUUGAGAUUGAAAUGAUAUCUGACAACCAAGUUGUUUUGAAUAAUAUUAUGAUAACAAAAAACGUAUUUCUCGUUGCUGUGAAUGGGUUUGAAUACAAUAACACGUCGUGCAAGUCGGGGUAUUUCCAAAACGGCAUUUUUAUCUGUCAAAAUCAUAUACCAUGUACUGAAGGUGGUAAGACCACUGAUGGAAGAUGUGUAGCAUGUCAAGUCGCAAAUUGUGUGACGUGUGAUGGCGACAAAGGUAACUGUAUAAAAUGCAAAGAGAAUUUGACAUACAAUACCAAUACAAACAUGUGUGAAGAAUACACAAACUGUCUUUCAUUUACAAAAGACAAGUGUCUUCGAUGUAACGAUGGCUUUGUAUUUGAAGGUAACAAUUGUGUUAAAAUCACCGAAGGCAACGGAAAUUGCCAAAUAAAAGUAAGCGUUCCAUCAGAGUGCUUAUUGUGUGAUUUAACAAACAUGACAUUAAUCAACAGCAAUGGAGUAUGCAGUGUUGUAGACAGCAAUGUUGCUGUUCACAGUCUUUCAAACGUUGUUGAAUGCAAAAAUGGGUUUUAUGUACAAAACAACAUGUGUAACAAUUGCACAACCAACAACAAUGGAAAAAAUGGGAAGUGUGCACCACAAAUAGACAACUGCAUAAAAUACGUGAAUGUUAUGUGUGUAGAAUGUUCUUUUGAGUACUCAUAUGAUGGCAAUGUGAGUUGUGUUGAGCCAUCAAAAGUUAAUGUGAGCUGUGGAAUGGCAACUCCGGUUGGGUGUAUCAGAUGUGAUGGAAAUACCUUCCUGAAUGUAUCGACACACAAAUGUGAGGCGUGUAACUCAAAUUGUGAAAGUUGUUUGAAUUCAACUAAGUGCCUGUCAUGUGUAGAUGGGUACUUUUUGAGUGACCACAUCUGCAAAUCCAAUGACGCGUUGAAUGACACUUGUGCACGAAAAGUGCCAAAUGGGAAUGGUUGUUUGGAGUGCAAAGUUGGGUAUUACAAAAAGGGAACAGAUUGUGUGCUGUGUGAUGUCAAGUGUGGUGAGUGUAUGACAGAGAACUCGUGUAUUAAAUGCAAUGCAACAAAUUACAAAACGAGUAAUGGCGAUUGUCUUCCACGCUCUUCGAUUUCGACGUGUGCUGUUGAAGUGACUGAAAGUGGCUGUUCAACGUGUAAAAAUGGGUAUUACACAGUCAAUGGAAAUGAGUGUCAGAAGUGUGUUGAAAGGUGUGCAAAGUGUUCAGAACCGACUCGGUGCACAUCAUGUGAUGACACAUAUGUGCUCAAAAGCACCAGUUGUGUGAGUUAUAACACCAUCACAAAGUGCACCAAAACAAAAGACUCAAAAUGUUCAUCAUAUACAUUUUGGUAUUCACCAAGUGACGAUGGCACGUAUUGUUCAAAGACAGCUGUGUGGUGGGUAAUACUUCUAAUAAUUGUCAUUGUCAUUUCAAUUCUUGUGUUGGUCAUAGUGUCGGUCUCCUUUGUUAUGGUUAAAGUCAUAAAGCACAAAAGAGAUACCAGCAACUUCACACUUUUCAAAUUGAAGCACACCAAUAUGACUUUUGUCGAAAUGGCAAAUGGUCUGAUAAUUCACACCAAAAACAAAGGAUUUUUGAUCACUGAUGAUGACCAAGACUAUGACGAAAUUGAUGUUAACAAACAAAUCAAGAAUCUGUUUUCUAUUGGAAACACAACAAACCAUAAAGUCAAGAUUCAGUUCACUUCUAAAAAUGAUAUUGAAAAAUACACAAUCCGUUUUGAACCUUCAAUUGUAACAAUUCCUCCAAAAUUCGCGUGUGAAUUUAGUCUAUUUCUUAGUCCAUUGUGUACAUCGACGAUAGACAGUACUUUUGUUGUUAGUUAUCUCUUUACCACGAGUGAUAGUACAACGUGUGCAUAUCAUGUGAAUUUUAAAUACACCACCAAACUAUCAACACGACUUGAUCCAGACGAGUUGAUUGAAGAGAAACAACUCGGAGAAGGUUCUUUUGGAAUUGUGUUUAAAGGUUUUUUCAGAGGAAAUAUCGUUGCUAUCAAAAAGAUGAAAAAUUUAGUCAAUUCUUCACAUCAAAUGGAAGAAUUUGAGAAUGAGGUUUUAAUGUUAGACAAGUUUAGAAGUGAAUAUAUCGUUUACUUCUAUGGCGCUGUAUUCAUACCCAACAAGAUAUGUAUGGUCACUGAAUUUGCACAAUAUGGCAGUUUACAAGAUUUAAUGAAAAAUAAAAAGGGUGAAGUUAUUAAAAUAAAACUUCGUGUUAAAUUCAUGUUCGAUGCAGCAAAGGGAAUUUUAUAUCUUCAUGAAAAUGGGAUGCUACACAGAGACAUCAAACCAGACAACAUCCUCAUGUUGUCAUUAAAUUUGAAUGGAAAUGUUAAUGCAAAAUUGACAGAUUUUGGAAGUGCAAGAAACGUCAAUCUACUGAUGACUAAUAUGACGUUCACUAAAGGUAUUGGUACACCAAUUUACAUGGCACCUGAAGUGUUGAAACAGGAAAAAUACACAAAAAGCGCGGACGUGUAUUCAUUCGCAAUAACCAUGUUUGAAUGUUUUUCUUGGAAAGAUGCAUAUCCUAUCACCACAUUCAAAUUUCCUUGGAAAAUUGCAGAGUUUGUUUCAUCUGGAAAGCGUCCUGAUAUAAGUGAUACAAUCCCAAUUGUGUUGAAUGAAUUGAUACAAAAAUGUUGGGUACAAAAACAAAAAGAGCGAUUAGAUAUUCAUCACAUAAAAGAACAGUUGCAAUCUCUGUUUAUAUAA
Entamoeba invadens IP1 is the source of this 3675-nucleotide messenger RNA. Its product is annotated as protein serine/threonine kinase, putative. Gene Ontology annotation, molecular function: protein kinase activity; protein binding; ATP binding. Bases 1 to 3675 code for a protein of 1224 amino acids. The record is from RefSeq and is a predicted model, not a curated record. The transcript has 4 exons. Lineage: Eukaryota; Evosea; Mastigamoebida; Endamoebidae. Gene Ontology annotation, biological process: protein phosphorylation.